GCCGGCGGGUGCCGGCACAUUCCGGGCAGGCGCACUGCGAGAGGAGCGGGGCGGCGGCGGCACACAGCGCCCUGAGAGACCAUGGAGGCGGCGGGGCCGCAGCCGGGCCCGAGCCCCAGCCCCGCGGCGGGGCCGCAGCCGGGAGCUGAGGAGAUUGACAUGUCCCUGGAUGACAUCAUAAAACGCCACAGGAAAGAACAAACAGAUGCCAAAGCUGCAGGGGACAGGCGAAGGCAGCAGAUCAAGAACAGGAACUCGGCGUACGGGUUCGGGCGGCCCCGUUUCCGUGCCUGGAUGCAGAGGAACUUGCAAGGACCUAACCGUUUUAGAAGGGGGUUUGGACAACAACAAUACAAUCGAAGACAAUUCAGGAAUACUGGGCCAGGUCCUCGGAGAAGAGCAGCUGCUGCAUUAAAUGGAGUGAGCCCUUUAAAUCGCCAGGCAUCAGCUCAAGAGGGCAACAAGACCGAAGAUGGUUUCGCCAAAAGCAGCAGCAGUGGGCAGCUGGAGACACAGCGACGGCCACCCCUGGGUCCCAAGCGAUUCAGAGCAGCUGCUGCCAGCACCCAUGCCCCAGGGAGAAGGCCUUUCCUGCUGAACAGGGGUCCAGGCUUCCAGCAGAAGCGGAUGAUGCAGCGGUUCUCCAAAGCCAACUUUCAGAGAGGGAUAGAUGCUAAUGCAGAAGGGAAACUACCAAGGAUGCGAAGGUGGCAAGUGAAACCCAGCCCUGGAGCAGUUCUGACGGUUUCUGUGGCUAAUCCCCAGGCAGGCCAGGCCAAUGUGCCUGGAUCCAAGCGCCCGUUCCUGCGAAGCCAGAGGCCCCCACCACGGGCAGCCAAGCCCCAGCCCAAGGGGGUGACGCUGAGGUUCAACUUCCGUGCAAUGGCAAACCAGACCAGCCUGACGCUGGAUGAGAGGUUCUCUGGUCUGAGGAAUAAGAGGCGCUUUACAGCAGCCCGGAGCGCCGGCCGGACGGUCACCAUGCCCUAGCACUACAUGCUCAUCACAGGGACUGCAGACAGCAGUCCAGGCCCUGUAACGGGCAGCUCAAUAAAACUCGAUAGAUUUCCUCUGAGAUAGCUAAUUUGGCAACCUGCCGUUUCCUUCCUUACACACAGAAUGAGCGAGUGAUUGAGGGCAGGGACGUGGCAGCACAAGAGUCAGGGCCACAGCACAGGGCAGGUGGGAGAGGAGCAGGGGCGGUGGAAGGGGAUGAGUGGAGAUGGAUUUGCUGUGCCAGGGAGAGCCGCAGUGCUGGGGCCACCCCCUGCUGCCUGGGGGUGACCACUGUGAGAGGGAACGGGACUAACUCCAGGCUGUGCCUGUGGAGCCUCCCCUGCCUUGUCCCAGAGUUGGGACAGCAUUGAGGCCCCUGCACCACCCACCUGGGAGGCAGAGCGUGUGUGGGGGCUGAGCAAGGAACAUGCCCCAGCAGCAGCACCACCAGGGAUGCUCCAGCGUUCCCCAGCAUCCACCUAAGUGCCUGAUUUGCAGCAUGCACCCAGGACCCCUACCCAAAUGUUUGCAGUGUAAGACCCCUACAUCCUCUAAAUGUCUCACCCUGCCCUAUUAGACAGCCCUGGGACCUUGUGUUUUGUUUGGUUUGCCAUGCUGUUCUGACUGCUGCUGCCAGCUGUGCUGCCGGAGCAGCUUUCCUCAGCACAGAGCACAGAUGGGCUGCCCCAGCCCAAAUCUGUUCUUCAGUGCUGUGUAGUUCUGCAUUAGGGAUUUCAUAGGUACAGCUCCACUCGUGCUCAAAGUAUCAGCAUAAUCAAACUUGCAGUUGCAGGAAGAAGGCCAGGCGAUACAGCAGUUCAAUAAAUGUUGGGUGAGAAGUUAACAAGCUGGAUCUAGAUAUUUGUUAUUGAAGCUCUGCACCAACUGUGAGUCACUGAUCCAUUCUCCACCCACUGCUGCAAGCCAGCACUGAGCACACUGGACACAGCCUGUUACUGGGCCCUAAGCUAUACUUGUUGAAAUAAAUAUUUGAUAGACUGCUUUACAUUUUACACCAAGCGUCUUUAACAAGAGGCUGGACUUGAAGUUGGUUUUAUAGGACUGUGUGAAAUGUUACUAGCUGACUAAGCAGUGAUGUAUGAGUCCAGUACACCAAAUAAAAAACUAACUUGUCAAAUGUCA
This is a messenger RNA of Anas platyrhynchos (mallard), 2139 nucleotides long. RefSeq names its product UAP56-interacting factor. Gene Ontology annotation, biological process: mRNA export from nucleus. The record is from RefSeq and is a predicted model, not a curated record. Gene Ontology annotation, cellular component: nuclear speck. Gene Ontology annotation, molecular function: mRNA binding. NCBI's taxonomy places the organism in Eukaryota, Metazoa, Chordata, Aves, Anseriformes, Anatidae.